UGACACUUCAUAAAAAAAAUAUAAACAUUUCGUCAAGUGAAAAUAAUAAAAAUAUGAGUCAUAUUUAGUAAUAAAUUUCACUGAGCAGCUAAUAACAAUAAGAAUAUCAAAACUGCAAGUUCGUAGUGAAAAACAGCACUUACAAAAUAAUCUGGGCACUUCUAGUGUUGCCCCAACCACUAAAUUAAUUAACAUAAAUAUUAUUAUAAAAAUGGAGUGGCUAUUUGGAAAAAAGUUAACACCCGAAGAAAUGCUUCGCAAAAACCAAAGGGCGUUGAACAAGGCCAUGAGAGACUUGGACAGAGAAAAGCAAAAAAUGGAACAGCAAGAGAAAAAAGUCAUUAAUGAUAUAAAGAAGCUGGCUAAGGAGGGCCAAAUGGAUGCUGUUAAAAUUAUGGCAAAAGACUUGGUAAGAACCAGACGCUACGUCAAGAAAUUCAUGCUCAUGAAGGCCAACAUUCAGGCUGUUUCCUUGAAAAUUCAAACUUUACGCUCUCAAAAUGCCAUGGCGCAAGCAAUGAAAGGUGUCACUAGAGCUAUGGCAAGCAUGAACAGACAAUUAAACCUUCCACAAAUCCAAAGGAUAUUGCAAGAGUUUGAGAAACAGUCGGAAAUCAUGGAUAUGAAAGAGGAAAUCAUGAAUGAUGCCAUUGACGAUGCUAUGGAAGGGGAUGACGAUGAAGAAGAAAGUGAUGCAGUCGUAAAUCAAGUGCUGGAUGAACUUGGUCUUCAAUUAACCGAUACAUUAUCCGGUUUGCCUCAGACAGCUGGAGCACUACCUGCAGGGAGUAAGCAACCUGCUGCAGCAGCAGCAGUUGCAGGUGGUAAUGGUGGGGUCUCAGAUGCAGAUGCUGAUCUUCAAGCGAGACUAGAUAAUUUAAGGAGAGAGUGAUAUUAUUAAAAAAAAUAUACUGUUAUUUAAUGCUUGCUUGUAUUCUAAAAGUAUGUAUAUCAUAUCGUUAUAUAAAAUUAUACAAAAAAAGUCAAAUACACAAUUUCUUACUACAUGUUACAAUGUAUUAUAGAUUAAAAGUUCUAAACAAAAAUAUAUGUAUGUAUUUAGGGGCUUCAGUAUGUUUUUUAUAAUUUUUUUCUCUAGAGUAUAGAUUUUUACAUGUUAUGCCUAAAAAUAUACAAACUAAGGAAUUAA
Messenger RNA from Anthonomus grandis grandis, 1150 nucleotides. Its product is annotated as charged multivesicular body protein 2a-like. Gene Ontology annotation, biological process: protein transport; late endosome to vacuole transport; endosome transport via multivesicular body sorting pathway. The record is from RefSeq and is a predicted model, not a curated record. The coding region runs from base 212 to 892 and encodes 226 amino acids. The transcript has 5 exons. NCBI's taxonomy places the organism in Eukaryota, Metazoa, Arthropoda, Insecta, Coleoptera, Curculionidae. Gene Ontology annotation, cellular component: multivesicular body; ESCRT III complex.